UUCAUGAUGGAGGAGUCUACUCCUCUCAGUCAGGCACAGGUGUCUGGCCGGCGGUUAGGAAAGAAAAGUCUAGACAGCGCACAGGGUGAUGACAGAGCAAAGGGAGUCACUGGUGGAUGAUUUUAGUUAUCAAACCGCUAAGACUUAUGAGAAAAGAGGAUUAAUCAUAAAGGGCGUAAGGUUGGAUCUGAAAGAGGUGGGGAGAGAGUUUGACCCCUCAGGAUCUCAGUCAACCCCUAUGACCUCAGAGGGGUGUGGCAUUCAGGCAUCAUCUUUCUUUCAUUCACUCUCCUAACCCCACAUGCAUGCUUAAAAGAGACUCAGAGACAGGCACUGGCUUCCAGUCGUGGUUGUGUGAGUCAUUCAUCCAGGGUAGAAGUGAGAUCUCUGGCUAGUAAAAAAGAGAUUGAACUGAGGAAGCAAGUUCAACUUUUGAGAAAGAGGAGGCUGAAGAAAACAAGACAGAUAUGCCAAAGAACGUGGUGCUGGAUGGGCCAGCCCCUUGGGGAUUUCGGCUUUCAGGAGGCAAAGAUUUUAACCAGCCGCUGACCAUAACUCGGGUGACACCAGGCAGUAAGGCAUCUCGGGUCAACCUGUGUCCAGGAGACAUCAUCCUGGCCAUCCAGGGAGCGUCCACUGACAGUAUGACUCACGCUGAGGCUCAGAACAAGAUCAAAGCCUCCAACAAUCAGCUUUUCCUCAAGAUAGAGAGGCCAGAAACUAAAUUGUGGUCACCUCUGGUUAUAGAAGAAGGGAAAGUGAACCCAUUCAAAAUCAAUUUGGAGGCAAAGAAGCAAGAGUGUAUACCUAUUGGCACAGGUCACAACAGAAGAGCACAGCCUUUUGUGGCUGCUGCCAGUCUGGAUGACAAAACGCAGGUGGUGAGCUCCACCUACAACACUCCCAUAGGACUCUACUCUCAAGAUAACAUCCAGGACGCCCUGAAAGGACAGAUCCGGGGACUGGUGCAUGAAAAGCCUGAGGGCCCUAAAUCCCUGAAGUCUAUUGAAGACUCUCAUGUGUACCGUAUGCUCCAGGAGAACCAAGAGCAGCCACAUCAACCACGUCAGUCUGGAUCUUUCAAGGCCCUGCAAGACUAUGUGGAGAGUGACGGCACAAGGCCCAUGGUGACUAGAAGUGUAAAAGCCCCAGUGACAAAAACCCAAGCCAGCACAUCCUCACUGCAGAAGCUGCCUCUCUGUGAUAAAUGUGGCAAUGGCAUUGUUGGACCGGUGGUGAAAGCUCGGGACAAGUACCGCCAUCCAGCCUGUUUCGUGUGCUCAGACUGUGGCUUGAAUUUGAAGCAGAAGGGCUACUUUUACGUGGAGGGACAGAUGUACUGUGAAGCCCAUGCUCGAAUGCGAAUGAACCCACCUAAGGGACAUGAUCUAGUUACUGUAUAUCCUACUGCUUAGAGGGAUGGACAGUCGAAAAUAGACAACUUGUAUUGUUUGCGUUUAUUGCUUCUUGAUAUUCCAUUAUUAAUUUCUUCAUUUUAGUUUAUAAAGGGAAAUACAAUGCCAAUUUAAAUUCAUAAACACCUGGUAUUAACACAUUUUUAGUGAUCGAAUCAUUACUACAUUACUGUUUACACCUGGUUUUUAGCAUGCAUUAGGCAUUGCUUCACUGUGGUUCAGGAUGGAUUGAUUUAAAUGCAAUGUGGUCGCGUGUUUCUGACUACCCCAGUAUGGUUCACUGAUACAAUUUAAAAACAUUUUAAAACCCACAAAGCACUCUGAGCACUGAAAACCUGUGAUCUGAUCACAAAAAAACGGACGUUAAUGCCAGGUGUAAAAGGGAUUUAUAAUCUCAAAACUCUUUCUUAAGGCCUUAAUCUAGUUCUUGUUGCAAAGUUGUUCGUCAACUCAUUUCUCAGAUAUUAGCCUUCUGUACAGAGAAAAUCCUAAAUUUAGACACAAACUAAUCCCUUUAGGUUUCAGUUAUUCUCAAAAUAUGAAAGAAGGGGAAUUUUGUUUUUAAUAGAAUUUAAAUAUGCCAUCAUCUAUGAAUUGUACAAAGUAUUUGGUAAUACUUUGCAAUCGAUGCAAUCGGUUUCCCAGUACAAUAAUUUUUUUUCUCUUUGUUUAUAUUAUUUCUAUGAAUAUUAUUGUUUUUUUGUUUUUUUUUCUUCAAUUCUCAUGUUUCUAAAUGAACCUAAAGUCAUAGUUCAAACUAAAUAGAAAACUCUGUUGUCAUAUGCUCAACUAUCCCUUUAAGGCCACUUUUACAUACAGUUGUAUAAAAGGUUUUAACCAUAACAAAAAAGAGAAUGACAUAAAUGCGGUAAAAACUUGGCCAACACCUUGCUGGUUAAACACAAUAUGUAUUUUUAAUGCUUAACUAAAAACUGGUUUUAGACAAAGGUGUUCUUUUCAUUUUUUUUCUGGUGUAGUAUUAAGUAUAAUAUAUCUUAAAAGAGUUUAUCUUUAUCCAUUAAGAGAAUUAUAUAAAUUCAAUUAAAAAUUGCAACUCUUUGAUCUAAAAAACCAAUAUAUAACAUUAAUUUAUUCACCUGAAGACAUCACAAGUUCUCAAUAUGCCAUCACAGAGGGGAUUCGAUUAUAGUUUGUGGAACUCACAGCCCUGUAAAAUAAAGAAAGUCACAUUACUGUGAACCUGCAGUGUCUUUGCCUGUAGAACAUAUUGAGCAACUGAUAUUACUGAUUAUUGUGCAAACAUUAAGCACUGUUUGGAGUGUAAUAUGAGUCUUGGUGCUAGUUCCUGGAGCCCAGCUUACUUUUUGAUGUUGAGACUGAUGAUGAUCUUGACAGGUGUGCUCUUUAGACCAGGGGAGAGGUGAAAUAUUUUGACUUCCUUAUUCGUCAUUGCUGAAUUGGUCUUUUUGGUACCAUGGGGUUCUGCAAAGUAGGUGGGGUAGCAACCAAAUGUUCCUGCUUUCAUGCCUCCAGUCUGCACAAAAAAGA
Molecule: messenger RNA, 2924 nt
Organism: Carassius auratus (goldfish)
Lineage: Eukaryota; Metazoa; Chordata; Actinopteri; Cypriniformes; Cyprinidae
Product: PDZ and LIM domain protein 3-like
Exons: 7
Coding region: 468-1415 (315 amino acids)
Biological process (GO): muscle structure development; actin cytoskeleton organization; heart development
Cellular component (GO): filamentous actin; stress fiber; adherens junction
Molecular function (GO): actin binding; muscle alpha-actinin binding
Source: RefSeq, a predicted model, not a curated record